ACACACUCGGGGAGCUGGAGCGCGGCGCGGACGCGAAGCCGCCCGGCUGCUGCGCCCAGAGCCAGCCGGAGCCCGAACCGCAGCGCCAGACCCAGCCGUGUCGAGCCGCAGCCAGGGCCGGGGCCGGCGGCGGCUCCUGGACAGCGGGGCGGGCGGCCGGUGCUGCCCCAAGGCGGCUCUCCUGAUUCUGGAGCCUGCUAUGAUGGGGCCCCUGAGGCCCAUCCCAGGCCCUGGGGGGCAACGGUUGUUGCUGCCCCCCUUGCUGCCGGCACUGCUGCUCCUGUUGGCUCCGUCUGCAGGCCACGCCACUCGGGUAGUGUACAAGGUGCCGGAGGAACAGCCACCCAACACUCUCAUUGGAAGCCUUGCAGCUGACUAUGGUUUUCCAGAUGUGGGCCAUCUGUACAAACUAGAGGUAGGUGCUCCAUACCUUCGAGUGGAUGGCAAGACGGGUGACAUUUUCACCACAGAGACCUCCAUUGACCGCGAGGGACUCCGUGAAUGCCAGAACCAACUCCCUGGUGAGCCCUGCAUCCUGGAAUUUGAGGUGUCUAUCACAGAUCUCGUACAAAAUGGCAGCCCCCGCUUGCUAGAGGGUCAGAUAGAAGUACAGGACAUCAAUGACAACACACCCAACUUUGCCUCACCUGUCAUCAAUCUGGCCAUCCCUGAGAACACCAACAUCGGUUCACUCUUCCCCAUCCUCUGGCUUCGGAUCGUGAUGCUGGCCCCAAUGGUGUGGCAUCCUAUGAGCUGCAGGCCGGGCCUGAAGCCCAGGAGCUAUUUGGACUGCAAGUGGCCGAGGACCAGGAGGAAAAGCAGCCACAGCUCAUUGUUAUGGGCAACCUGGACCGUGAGCGCUGGGACUCUUAUGACCUCACCAUCAAGGUACAGGAUGGAGGCAGCCCACCGCGUGCCAGCAGUGCCCUGCUGCGUGUUACUGUGCUUGAUACCAAUGACAACGCUCCCAAGUUCGAGCGGCCAUCGUAUGAGGCUGAGCUGUCUGAGAAUAGCCCCAUUGGCCACUCGGUCAUCCAGGUGAAAGCCAAUGACUCAGACCAGGGAGCCAAUGCAGAAAUUGACUACACAUUCCACCAGGCACCUGAAGUUGUAAGGCGUCUUCUGAGACUGGACAGAAACACUGGACUUAUCACUGUUCAGGGCCCCGUGGACCGUGAGGACCUCAGCACCCUGCGCUUCUCAGUGCUUGCCAAGGACAGAGGUGCCAACCCCAAGAGUGCCCGUGCCCAGGUGGUCGUUACUGUGAAGGACAUGAAUGACAACGCUCCCACUAUUGAGAUCAGAGGCAUAGGGCUGGUGACCCAUCAAGACGGGAUGGCCAACAUUUCAGAGGACGUGGCAGAAGAGACAGCUGUAGCACUGGUGCAGGUAUCUGAUCGAGAUGAGGGAGAAAAUGCAGCUGUCACCUGCGUGGUGGCAGGUGACGUGCCCUUUCAGCUCCGCCAGGCCAGUGAGACAGGAAGUGACAGCAAGAAGAAGUACUUCUUACAGACUACCACUCCGCUUGACUAUGAGAAGGUCAAAGACUACACUAUUGAGAUUGUGGCUGUGGACUCUGGCAACCCCCCACUCUCUAGCACCAACUCCCUCAAGGUGCAGGUGGUGGACGUCAAUGACAAUGCGCCUGUCUUCACCCAGAGCAUCACUGAAGUUGCCUUCCCAGAAAACAACAAGCCUGGUGAAGUGGUGGCUGAAGUCACUGCCAGUGAUGCUGACUCUGGCUCUAAUGCAGAGCUGGUUUAUUCUUUGGAGCCUGAGCCAGCUGCCCAGGGUCUCUUCACCAUCUCACCUGAGAAUGGAGAAAUCCGGGUGAAGACCUCCCUUGAUCGAGAACAAAGGGACAGCUAUGAGCUGAAAGUGGUGGCAGCUGACCGGGGCAGCCCCAGCCUUCAGGGCACAGCCACUGUCCUUGUCAAUGUGCUGGACUGCAAUGACAAUGACCCCAAAUUUAUGCUGAGUGGCUACAACUUCUCAGUGAUGGAGAACAUGCCGGCAUUGAGUCCAGUGGGCAUGGUGACUGUCAUUGAUGGGGACAAAGGGGAGAAUGCCCGGGUACAGCUCUCAGUAGAGCAGGACAAUGGUGACUUUGUUAUCCAGAAUGGCACAGGCACCAUCCUGUCCAGCCUAAGCUUCGAUCGAGAGCAACAGAGCACCUACACCUUCCAGCUAAAGGCUGUGGACGGUGGUGUCCCACCUCGCUCAGCUUAUGUUGGUGUCACUAUCAAUGUACUGGAUGAGAAUGACAACGCACCCUUUAUCACUGCCCCCUCAAACACUUCGCACCGGCUGCUGACCCCGCAGACACGUCUUGGCGAGACAGUCAGCCAGGUGACAGCCGAGGACAUUGACUCAGGUGUGAAUGCUGAGCUGACCUACAGCAUUGCUGGUGGCAACCCUUAUGGACUCUUCCAGAUUGGGUCACACUCAGGUGCCAUCACCCUGGAGAAGGAGAUUGAGCGGCGCCACCAUGGGCUCCACCGCCUUGUUGUGAAGGUCAGUGACCGUGGCAAACCCCCACGUUAUGGCACAGCCUUGGUCCACCUCUAUGUCAAUGAGACCCUAGCCAACCGCACACUACUGGAGACUCUACUGGGCCACAGCCUGGACACGCCACUGGAUAUUGACAUUGCCGGGGAUCCAGAAUACGAGCGCUCCAAGCAGCGUGGCAACAUCCUCUUUGGUGUUGUAGCUGGUGUCGUGGCUGUGGCCUUGCUCAUUGCCCUGGCAGUGCUUGUGCGCUACUGCCGGCAGCGGGAAGCCAAGAGUGGCUACCAGGCUGGUAAGAAGGAGACCAAGGACCUGUAUGCCCCCAAGCCAAGCAGCAAAACCUCCAAGGGAAACAAAAGCAAGGGCAAGAAGAGCAAAUCCCCAAAGCCUGUGAAGCCAGUGGAGGACGAAGAUGAGGCUGGGCUUCAGAAGUCUCUCAAGUUCAACCUGAUGAGUGAUGCCCCAGGAGACAGUCCCCGCAUCCACCUGCCCCUCAACUACCCACCAGGCAGCCCUGACUUGGGCCGCCACUACCGCUCUAACUCCCCACUGCCUUCCAUUCAGCUGCAGCCCCAGUCACCCUCGGCCUCCAAGAAGCAUCAGGUGGUGCAGGACCUGCCACCUGCAAACACGUUUGUGGGCACUGGGGACACCACAUCCACGGGUUCCGAGCAGUACUCCGACUACAGCUACCGUACCAACCCCCCAAAAUACCCCAGCAAGCAGGUAGGCCAGCCCUUUCGGCUCAGCACACCCCAGCCCCCACCCCACCCCUACCAUGGGGCCAUCUGGACUGAGGUGUGGGAGUGAUGCAGCAGAUAUAUCCUGCCUAUCACUCCAGUUCAAGCCAACAGUGGGAGGUGGGACCACUGAUCUGGGGGUGCUGAGGCCUUGGUAAGGACCCCGCCGCCUCACCCAGGCAUGAGGGGUUGGGCUGAUUGCAAACUGAGAGAGGGUGUGCUCUGUGUUCUCCCUGCCCCCUCCCCACUAGGGAAGAGGCCUGUGACUUUUAGAUCCUGGGAUGCUGGACCAGCUGCUGGGUCUUGUAGGUGGGGAGUGGGCUGGUGAACAGAAGGGUUUGGAGAUAGAGGGGGCAGAGAAAGUGGGAAGAGGUCUAAUCCAAACCUGGGUCUCUGUCUGAGACCAGCCAUAGGUGUUUCUUUAGAGGGGAAACAGGAGAUCUGGGGUCCAGGUGGGAAACGGGGUGGGGAGUCUGCUGGGGAGGGGGAAAUCUCCCCACUUGUGCCUUCUGUGUGUGCUGUGUAUUAACCUCUUCCUUAUCCAGGCUUUUGGGGCUGGGCCCCACAUCCUACCCCAGUCCCAUACACUUGUCCCUGAUAAUAAAGUUCUCUAUUUUUGGA
Molecule: messenger RNA, 3869 nt
Organism: Castor canadensis (American beaver)
Lineage: Eukaryota; Metazoa; Chordata; Mammalia; Rodentia; Castoridae
Source: RefSeq, a predicted model, not a curated record